Chlamydomonas reinhardtii is the source of this 3344-nucleotide messenger RNA. RefSeq lists its product as uncharacterized. The transcript has a single exon. Bases 170 to 445 code for a protein of 91 amino acids. NCBI's taxonomy places the organism in Eukaryota, Viridiplantae, Chlorophyta, Chlorophyceae, Chlamydomonadales, Chlamydomonadaceae. The record is from RefSeq and is a predicted model, not a curated record.
UGCUUGGUCGGAUUGUCCCUUCUUUGUAAUAUCGCAACCUAACAACCAGCCCCUAGGGCUUGGUCCCUAGGCUCGUGAGCCUUGGCUCACGAGGGGACUCGCGACAUUUCUGUUGUGACCGUCUCGGCUUCUUGUGCGUGGUUGAGAAUGGUUCAGACCUGGUUCAGACAUGGUUCAGACAGGGUUGGGAUUCAGACAGGCGCUCAGCGCCGAGACGUUGGCCUCGAAGUUCCAUGGCGGCCCGCCGCGCGGGCGGCCGGUCGCGCGGGUUCUUCCUUGUAGCAGUUUCAGUGGCUUCUGUGUGUGCAGGUUGUGGGUGGCCCUAGUGGCCGCCCUUGACCCGGCGCAAAGACUCCAAGGCGCAUUGGUGGCCUCGCAUCUCUGGGCCUCUCCUUCGCGGGUGCCGGCGUCUUUGGAGCCCAGAGACCCUCGUCCCAGAGAUUGACGGGGGAGCUUCGCUGGCACUGGUGCUGCGGCGUUGUAGGGGCCGGCUGGCCGCAUUUCGGUUUGUGUUGGCCCCCUUCGUAUCAGGAGCUGGCGUCGACAAGGAGCAUGAGGCCUUCGUCCAGAGAUAACGUUGGCGCUCCGUUAUUGCUGGUGACUGUGUUGUUGGGUGUUGGCAUGCCGGGCAUGUUGGUUCUUGCGUCGGCUUCUGUGUUGCCUGCCGUUUGUGAGCCUUCGGGCUGAUUUCAGACUCCAGACCGUGCCUUCGGCACAGACAUACAGGCGGUUUGGGGCGUUGCCCCGUGUUGAGCCUUCGGGCUGGGACCAGAAUGUGCCUCGGCACGCUCGCGAAUUUGGGGCACUGCCCUGCAGAUGUGCCUUCGGGCUGGGACAUGCUGUGCCACCUGGCACCAGAUACGAGCAGUGCUUUGCGUUUGAUUAGGCGUCGCUGGACUACAUGCCCGGUGUACCUGGUUUAGCGUCGGGUGCUGUAGACAGCGCUUCAUGCGCAGACACGGGUUGCCGCAGGAUGUGGGGCUUUGGCGGGCUUAGGCUUGGCUUCGACUCACGAGUGUUGCACCCGAGACACGCUUUAUGCGAAGACCUAUUGCACGGUUGUCGAAGGUCGGUAGCCAACUGGGGGGAGGGUGGUUUCCCUUCGGGCCGGAGAUGGUCCCUCUUGACCUGGGUGCGGGGCACCCUUGCUUGGUCGGACUGUCCCUUCUUUGUAAGAUCGCAAUCCUAACAACCACUGCCAUAUUACUAGCCCAAGCCUACUAGCCUCUAGGGCUCAUCCCCUAGCCCGCGAGCCUUGGCUCGCGUGGGGGCGCACAACAUCUUAGUUGUCGACCUUGGCUUUCGUUUCCAAAUUUUUGUCGCCUGUUCCGGGCGCUUUGAUCAGAUUGGUUCAGACAGGGUUGGGGUUCAGACAGGCGCUCAGCGCCGAGCUUUGGGUUCGAAGUUCCAUGGCGGCUCGCGGGCGGCUGGUCGCAUGAGUUCUUCGGUGUUGUGUUGUCAGUGGUUUCUGUGUUUGCAGGUAGUGGGUAGCCCUCGUGGUCGCCCUUGGCCCGGCGCAACGGCUGGCGCAUCGGUGCCUCGCCUGUGUGCGCCUCGGCGUCUUGCCUCGUGGCGCCCAGUCAGCCGUCGUCUCUGUCUGCGGUCUUCCUGGCUCUGCAGAUUUUAGCCCUGGGGGUUUUAGCUCGCAGCAUACGGUUCACGGACCGGUAGGCGCGUGGUGACCGCAGUCGGGUAGUCCCGGGUUUGGGGUGUGUGUGCACGGGCGGCUGUUGCCCGGGCGCCCGGGCGACUGUUGGCUCUUCUCGUCUCCGAGUGCCGCUGGGGCUUGUGUGGAGGGUCGGCCUGGGUCGUUGGUUGGACGGUUGGCGGGUGGUGCGCCCUUUGAGAGGGGCUGUGGUGUGCUGUGGCUUGGUGGUGUUUCGGCAUGGCUUCCGGUUCCAGUUGUGCCUCGGCACAGACUAUCAGACAUGGGCCUUCGGGCCAAGACAUUGCGCGUCUCUGACGCCAGCCAUCGUCUUCGGACGUGAUAUUUGUGUGGUGCUUGCGUUUGAUGGGGCUGUCGGCAGACCACUGGCCUGUCGUGCCUUGUUUUGCGUUGGUGCUGCCGCCAAAAGACCUAAAAGAGAUGAGGGGUGUUACGUGGCGGUGGGGCUUAGGCGGGCUUCGGCUUGGCUUCGACUCAUGCGCGUAACGCUAUGAAGGUCGGCAGUCAACCAGGGGGUGGGUGUUUCUCUCUGGGCCGGAGACGGUCCCUCGCGGCGUGGGUACGGUGUGCCCCCGCUUGUCGGACUGUCCCUUCAAUUGUAAUUCGCAUCCUAACAACCAUAUACGUAGCCUCUAGGGCUCAACCCCUAGCCCGCGAGCCUUUGCUCGCGUGGGGGCGCACAACAUCUUAGUUGUCGACCUUGGCUUUCGUUUCCAAAUUUUUGUCGCCUGUUCCGGGCGCUUUUCUCAGAUUGGUUCAGACAGGGUUGGGGUUCAGACAGGCGCUCAGCGCCGAGCUUUGGGUUCGACGUUCCAUGGCGGCCCGCGGGCGGCUGGUCGCAUGAGUUCUUCGGUGUUGUGUUGUCAGUGGUUUCUGUGUUUGCAGGUAGUGGGUAGCCCUCGUGGUCGCCCUUGGCCCGGCGCAACGGCUGGCGCAUCGGUGCCUCGCCUGUGUGCUCCUCGGCGCCUUUCCUCGUGGCGCCCAGUCAGCCGUCGUCUCUGUCUGCGGUCUUCCUGGCUCUGCAGAUUUUAGCCCUGGGGGUUUUAGCUCGCAGCAUACGGUUCACGGACCGGUAGGCGCGUGGUGACCGCAGUCGGGUAGUCCCGGGUUUGGGGUGUGUGUGCACGGGCGGCUGUUGCCCGGGCGCCCGGGCGACUGUUGGCUCUUCUCGUCUCCGAGUGCCGCUGGGGCUUGUGUGGAGGGUCGGCCUGGGUCGUUGGUUGGACGGAUGGUGGGUGGUGCGCCCUUUGAGAGGGCUGUGGUGUGCUGUGGCUUGGUGGUGUUUCGGCUUGGCUUCCGGUUCCAGUUGUGCCUCGGCACAGACUAUCAGACAUGGGCCUUCGGGCCAAGACAUUGCGCGUCUCUGACGCCAGCCAUCGUCUUCGGACGUGAUAUUUGUGUGGUGCUUGCGUUUGAUGGGGCUGUCGGCAGACCACUGGCCUGUCGUGCCUUGUUUGCGUUGGCGCUGCCGCCAAAAGACCUAAACGAGAUGAGGGGUGUUACGCGGCGGUGGGGCUUUGGCGGGCUUCGGCUUGGCUUCGACUCAUGCGCGUAACGCUAUGAAGGUCGGCAGUCAACCAGGGGGUGGGUGUUUCUCUCUGGGCCGGAGACGGUCCCUCGCGGCGUGGGUACGGUGUGCCCCCGCUUGUCGGACUGUCCCUUCAAUUGUAAUUCGCAU